Molecule: messenger RNA, 1152 nt
Organism: Pseudozyma hubeiensis SY62
Lineage: Eukaryota; Fungi; Basidiomycota; Ustilaginomycetes; Ustilaginales; Ustilaginaceae
Product: likely fatty acid hydroxylase Scs7p
Exons: 1
Coding region: 1-1152 (383 amino acids)
Biological process (GO): fatty acid metabolic process; lipid biosynthetic process
Cellular component (GO): endoplasmic reticulum; membrane
Molecular function (GO): iron ion binding; heme binding; fatty acid 2-hydroxylase activity
Source: RefSeq, a predicted model, not a curated record
AUGCAGCUCUUCUCCACCGAAGACGUUGCAAAGCAUUCUACAGCCUCCGACUGCUGGGUCAUCCACCGUGGCAAGGUCUACGAUGUCACCGAGUUCGUCGAAGAUCACCCAGGUGGAGACGACCUCAUCCUCCAAUAUGCCGGCAAGGACAUGGGCGAGAUCAUGGACGACCCGCAGGAACACUCUCACUCCGACUCGGCCUACGAACUGCUCGAUGAACACAUCAUCGGUCGACUGCCAACCACCGAUGCCGAGAAGCUGGCUCUCAAAGAGCGCAGCGCGAAAGGUGGCUACUCUGGCAAGGACGACUCAAUCGAGAUCACCGCAGACUUCCAUCCGGAGGAGACAGAUCACUCAUCAGACUACAAGCAGAACAAGUUCCUCGACCUCAACAAGGCGCUCAUGCCUCAGAUGCUCCGCGCCAACUUCUCCAAAGAGUUCUACCUCGAGCAGGUCCAUUCGCCACGCCACCUCAAGCAACCCGCGCGGUUCUUCGAUCAGGACUACCUCGAAAUGUUCACACGCACACCGUGGUACGUCGUGCCCAUGGUGUGGCUUCCCAUCGCUUCUAUCAUCUUCUUCCGCUCUGCCACUCAGUUUGCAUCCAAUCUUGCAAAGACGCCGCUCAACGCUUCCAACUGGUACGAGGCCGCCACCAAGCCCACCUCGUUCGACGCGUCUGUCUGGUCCCUCGCUCUCACUCAGACUGCCAUUUGCUGGGCCAUCGGCGUCGUCAUUUGGACGCUGCUCGAAUACACCAUCCACCGCUUCCUCUUCCACAUCGACAACAUCCUCCCCGACAAGCCGGCGUUCCUCACGCUGCACUUCCUCCUCCACGGCGUGCACCACUACCUUCCCAUGGACAGGCUUCGACUCGUCAUGCCUCCGCUGCUCUUCUUCGUGCUCAGCUACCCUUUCACCCAACUCGCGCACGUGUUGUUCCCCCACGCCAUCGCCAACGGCAUCAUCAGCGGCUCCUUCACCAUGUACGUCGUCUACGACUGCAUGCACUACGCUCUCCACCACACAAAGUUGCCAGAGUACAUGAGGGAGAUGAAGAAGUACCACUUGGAGCACCACUACAAGAACUUCGAGCUGGGCUUCGGCGUUACUUCCAAGGUUUGGGAUUACGUUUUCGGCACCCAGCUCUAG